CAGUGGAGAGGCUAUGAAAAGGAGGCUUUAGUUAACCGAUCUAGGUGAGCUACAAAUUGAUCUGACAUGAUGGAGUUGACCGUGUCCAGCUUCGUCUCUUUGUUGGUCUACAUCUUGACCUUCUUGCUUGGACUUCCUGGCAAUCUCCUUGUUCUUUUCGUGUACAUCCGUAAGGCUCGAAAACACGGUGCCACCCCCAAUGUAGUCUACGCUCUGAACCUGUGUGUGGCAAACCUGGCUCUAGUGUCGUGGAUGCCAGUCAAAGUGGCCGAGACGCUCCAUGGUUGGGCGCUUCCAGCUGCGGUUUGUCCCGUUUAUAGCUUCUUUCUGUUUUCUUCAGUCUAUGGUAGUAGUUUGAUACUCACAGCAGUCGUCGUGGGCCGGUAUCUGAGUAUCGCAUAUCCUAUAACUUACAAACUAUACCGCCGGUCGAGUACCUCUUGCCUGGUAAGCGCCAUCUUGUGGCUUUUAGUUCUUAUACACUUGGGUUUUGCUCAUACUGCAGAAGGAAUGGGCCAUUUUGUGUCUAUAUCAGAGGAGAAUAUCUCUGCAUGCUAUGAAAACUUCACCCAGGAGCAGUUAGAAGUGCUGGUGCCGUUACGCCUGGAGAUGGCACUGCUGCUCUUCCUGGUGCCACUUGUUUUGUCAGCAUUCUGCACACUGCGCUGCCUUGUGCUUGUCAGACACUCAGCUUUGCCCUCUGUUGGGAAAAGAAGGGUGUUAGCCAUUGCACUCUCCACUUUAGUAGUAUUUGUGGUAUGUUAUUUGCCCUACAAUGUUUCCCACGUGGUCGGCUUUGUCUUGAACACUAAUGUGGAGUGGAGAAGUGAAGCCAUGCUUUCCUGCUCCUGCAAUGUAUUUCUUGAGCCGGUGGUCAUGUUGAUGAUUUCACCAUGGACGCCGAGGGAUUUGGUGGACAGAUUGUGCCGCAAAUGAAAGAACAUGUCAUACAAGUCCAGGCAUCAGAAUCACUGCAACAGGGCUUCCAGGAACCAUCAAAUCACAAGCUGCAUCAAUAAUAAGCCAUGGUGAAUCUAAAGAUGACAGAGCAAAAGCAAACACAGCAGACUCGUCCAUAAAAGUGACCUGAUGGAAAUAAAUGAGAUGCUGAAUUUGUAAGAUUGUUUUUUUUUUUUUUAAAUUUACUUUUCAGUGUUAAGUCACUCAUAAAGAUAUCAGAUGAGAUAAUCUUU
This is a messenger RNA of Carassius gibelio (silver crucian carp), 1193 nucleotides long. RefSeq names its product free fatty acid receptor 2. The record is from RefSeq and is a predicted model, not a curated record. The transcript has a single exon. Gene Ontology annotation, molecular function: bioactive lipid receptor activity. The coding region runs from base 67 to 936 and encodes 289 amino acids. Gene Ontology annotation, biological process: positive regulation of calcium ion transport; positive regulation of insulin secretion; positive regulation of cytosolic calcium ion concentration. Gene Ontology annotation, cellular component: plasma membrane. NCBI's taxonomy places the organism in Eukaryota, Metazoa, Chordata, Actinopteri, Cypriniformes, Cyprinidae.